UCGAAACUAUAUGUCUUUAAACCCUAUAAAUAUGUAUACAUUCCUCUUACCGAAAAGAAAAGCGAAAAUCUGGAAAGAGAGAGACGCGCCGUCACCACUGCACCCUUGAGCUGUCUUCUUCGUAAGCCACCAUCGUUUUUCCCCGUUCUUGUCGCAAUAUCUGAUCGGAACUUUCUGAAACUAUAAAACAAUUAGGGUUUUGCGCUUUCCCUUCCCUGUUUGAUCGUUGUAGACCUACACAUGUUAUCCAAAAGGACCAAAACUAUGGCAGAGAAAGAGAACUCAUCACCAGAAACACCGUCUCUGAUUCCGUCACUUCCAGAAGACAUCAUCAUUGACAUCUUAGCGCGUGUGUCCAGAUGGGAGUAUCCAACACUCUCCCUCGUUUCCAAGCAGUUCCAGUCACUCGUUGCGUCGCCUGAGCUAUACGCAAGACGUUCUUUGUUGGGAUGCACCGAACACUGCCUCUACGUUGUUCUCUGUGAGGGAGAAAACAAGCGUUGGUAUACUCUCAGACGGAACGCCAACGGUAACCGCAGCUUGGUCCGUAUCCCUUCACUUCCCCCUCUGACACGCGGUGAGAGCUUUCUCGCGGUGGGAUCUAAGAUAUACGUGUUUGGUGGGACUAAUGACACGAGUGAUUUUAGCAUAUACUGCAGAUCUCACACGGUGCAACCCCUCCCCAGCAUGCCUCUUCUGCCCAUGUCUGAUACAAGGGCUGCUAUCAUCGACGAUAAAAUUUACGUAAUGGGCCGCUUGGGUGACUUUCAGAAUCUCAUAGUGUUAUUCAAUACAAAAACAAACAUGUGGGAGCCUGAGAUUUUAAAGCCAGACAUCGAGCUGCAUGGUGAGCGCCGGAGCUUGGAUAGUUGUUUGGUGGGUGGGUGGUUGGUGUUGGCUAAUAAGAUGUAUGUGAAUGAUUUUACUAAUUACUGCCUUAUUUACGACCCAAAGGAAAAUAUAUGGAGACCGGAUGAUACGCUGCGUUCCGUAAAGAUGCCUACCGCAUGUGUUAUUGAUGACAUAUUAUACUACUUCCCUACAUUUCUUGAUUUUACUGACAACGAUGAUUACGUUGCUAUAAAUAUAAGAACCUAUGAUCCAAAGCGGAGUUGUUGGGGAGUGGUGAAAGGUUUGAAUAAGCUGUUUUCUAAGAUGAAAAGUUUUCGGUGUAUUCACGCUGCGAAUUAUGGUGGGAAGCUGGCUUUGUUUUAUAGUGGAAGAUAUGGAAAUUAUUGUACAAGAUAUGGAAAUUAUUGUACAAGAAGAGACGUAAGAUCCAAGAAGAAGAUUUGGUAUGCGGAGAUUUUGCUGGAAAGACGUCAUGGAGGAAAGAUUUGGGGUACAGUUGAGUGGUGUGGUAAGGUCCUGGUUGCUGAGGAUUCUUGCAAUGUGCUGAAAUGUCUGAAUGUUAUCGUAUGAUGCAUUAAUUCUUCUUCAUAACACCAACCUAUUAAAGAAGCAUAUGAAAAGCCUAUUUAGACUCUUUUGUUGCUUUUCUUAUCUAGUGUUUCCAAAGCACUUGUGUUAGAUAUAUUCAAUAAAAGUGAGAAACAACUAUUGAACUAUA
Molecule: messenger RNA, 1570 nt
Organism: Raphanus sativus (radish)
Lineage: Eukaryota; Viridiplantae; Streptophyta; Magnoliopsida; Brassicales; Brassicaceae
Product: F-box/kelch-repeat protein At4g38940-like
Exons: 1
Coding region: 241-1422 (393 amino acids)
Molecular function (GO): protein binding
Source: RefSeq, a predicted model, not a curated record